Messenger RNA from Molossus molossus (Pallas's mastiff bat), 2277 nucleotides. It is a transcript of the gene TRMT2A, whose product is annotated as tRNA methyltransferase 2 homolog A. The transcript is spliced from 12 exons. The coding region runs from base 199 to 2049 and encodes 616 amino acids. Gene Ontology annotation, molecular function: RNA methyltransferase activity; nucleic acid binding. The record is from RefSeq and is a predicted model, not a curated record. Gene Ontology annotation, biological process: RNA processing. Lineage: Eukaryota; Metazoa; Chordata; Mammalia; Chiroptera; Molossidae.
CAUGCGCUGUGCCACUGAACAGCCGCAGGCGAGGCGAGUGGCUGGCGCGAGCCUCUGGCUGGCAGGAGGUGCACCCCGUGCUCGAGACCGGGACCUGAGACCCGAGGUUUCGAGUCCGCGGCCUCGGGGCGUCAAACCCUUGCCUUGAGAGCCCAGGGAGAGGCGGUGAAGGCGGCCCUCAAUCCAGGGACCCGGACGAUGAAUGACAACCUCAACAACGAAGGCCCCCGGCCAAUGGAGGGCUGUGACCAGGACAGCAGCAGUGCCCUGGGCAUCUCUGCAGCCCCAGCCCCACACAAGGAGGAAGGGGCUGGAGUAGCUGCAAAGUCAGAGCCUCAGCCUGGGCUCUACAGCUACAUCAGGGACGACUUGUUCACUUCAGAGAUCUUCAAAUUGGAGCUGCAGAACGUGCCACGCCACGCAAGCUUCAGUGAUGUCCGGCGCUUUCUGGGCCGCUUUGGCCUGCAGCCCCAUAAGACCAAACUCUUUGGCCAACCUCCUUGUGCCUUUGUGACAUUCCGCUGCGCUGCUGAACGGGACAAGGCCUUGCGUGUGCUACACGGUGCCCUCUGGAAGGGCCGCCCUCUCAGCGUGCGCCUGGCCAGGCCCAAGGCUGAUCCUAUGGCCAGGAAGAGGCAGCGUGAGGAUGAGGGUGAGCAGCAGGCCACAUGCGUAGCUGAUGUAGUGACCCCUCUUUGGACUGUACCGUAUGGUGAGCAGCUUGAUCGAAAGCGGCUGGAAUGUGAACAGGUGCUGCAGAAGCUGGCCAAGGAAAUUGGAAGCACCAACCGUGCCCUCCUACCCUGGCUGCUCUCACAGAGGCACAAGCACAACAAAGCCUGCUGCCCACUAGAGGGGGUCAGACCAUCACCCCAGCAGACCGAGUAUCGAAACAAGUGUGAGUUUCUGGUGGGCGUCGGGGUGGACGGGGAGGACAACACUGUCGGCUGCCGGCUAGGAAAGUACAAGGGCGGGACAUGUGCUGUGGCAGCCCCCUUUGACACCGUGCACAUCCCUGAAGCCACCAAGCAGGUGGUGAAGGCCUUUCAGGAGUUUAUCCGGUCUACUCCGUACUCGGCAUAUGACCCAGAGACAUACUCAGGCCACUGGAAGCAGCUGACAGUGCGCACCAGCCGCCGCGGCCAAGCUAUGGCCAUUGCCUACUUCCACCCUCAGAAACUGAGCCCUGAGGAGCUGGCAGAACUGAAGGCCGCCUUAGCACAACAUUUCACAGUGGGGCCGGGCAAGGCCAGCGGGGUGACCUGCCUCUACUUCGUGAAGGAGGGACAGCGAAAGACUCCCAGCCAAGAGGGCCUGCCCCUGGAGCACGUGGCUGGGGACCAGUACAUCCAUGAAGACUUGCUGGGGUUGACCUUCCAGAUUUCUCCUCAUGCCUUUUUCCAGGUGAACACCCCAGCUGCUGAGGUGCUCUAUACAGUCAUCCAGGACUGGGCCCAGCUGGACACGGGGAGUACAGUGCUGGAUGUGUGCUGUGGCACUGGCACCAUUGGCCUGGCCCUGGCCCGGAAGGUGAAGAGAGUUGUGGGGAUUGAGCUGUGCCAGGAGGCUGUGGAGGAUGCUCGGGUGAAUGCCCACAACAAUGAGUUGAGCAAUGUUGAGUUCCACUGCGGAAGGGCUGAGGACCUGGUGCCUGCCCUGGUGAGCAAGCUGGCCUCCCAGCAGCUCAUUGCCAUCCUAGAUCCACCACGCGCCGGCCUGCAUUCCAAAGUGAUCCUGGCCAUCCGCAGAGCUGAGAACCUCAAGCGGCUCCUGUACGUCUCCUGCAACCCCCGGGCAGCCAUGGGCAACUUUAUAGACCUCUGCAGAGCCCCAUCUAAUCGGGUGAAGGGCACACCCUUCCGGCCAGUCAAGGCUGUGGCUGUGGACCUGUUCCCGCAGACCCCACAUUGUGAGAUGCUCAUCUUGUUCGAGAGAGUGGAGUACCCCAAAGGCACAGAAACCCUGGAGCCCCAGGACCCUCCAGCCCAGCACUCACCCAGGUCCCCAGGUGAUACCCAGCAAGAAGCUGGGCCCUCCCCUCCUUCCUAGGCUUGGAGCAGUGGAAAUGAGUUCUUCUAGAUCAGGUGCUGGUCUGCAUCACAGGGACAGAAACCUCAAGUCCUUGCCUCGCCAAAACACCCAGACCACAGUAACCAACAGGGCACCAGACCCAGCUGUUUGUUCUUCCUGUCCUGUGGGCUGUAGGCUCUUUGCACACAGACACACACAUACCCAUUGUUUUUAGAACUCUUGGGCCACAAGAACCAGAAUAAACAA